UCCAUCAGUCAACUCCAGCCAGUGUUGGUGUGUCUGUGCAUUUCCAAUUUUGUACUGUACGUGGAUUGAAUUUAAUCAAAUUAUUUCAUUACAACACUUACUUUUGCAGUAAGUCGGUUCCACCGUAAUUCGUUAUGCUUCUCCUAAUCAACAUUUCAACGUCAUACUUCUGUACCGAACGUGUGCUUGAAUAAUUUCACAAAAGCAAUCGUCAUGGGCUUCCUCGAAGACACACUCAUUAUUUUAGUAACUCAGGCCAUAUUUUUUGUGGGCGGAUGGCUUUUCUUUGUGAAGCAGCUUUUCCGAGACUAUGAAGUUCAUCACCGCCUGGUCCAGCUUAUAUUCUCAAUCACUUUUUCACUGUCAUGUACAAUGUUUGAGCUGAUUAUUUUUGAAAUAGUUGAUGUCUUAAAUUCAAGUUCUCGAUAUUUACAUUGGAAUAUUGGACUUUACAUGAUGCUGUUCAUGGUCAUUGUAAUAAUACCAUUCUACAUUGCAUACUUCAUAAUGAGCAAUGUUCAGUUCGUGAGAUUACAGAUGAUUCGACCUCUGACAUUCCUCAUCUAUUUCUUUUACUUCUACUUGUUCUGGAAAUUGGGCGACCCCUUCCCAAUUCUGAGUCCCAAACAAGGUAUUUUAUCUAUUGAACAGGGAAUCAGUAGAAUUGGGGUCAUCGGAGUAACCGUCAUGGCACUUCUCUCAGGAUUUGGUGCUGUCAACUACCCGUAUACAUCUAUGGCAUACUUCAUAAGGAAUGUCAAGCCAUCGGACAUCCAUUCAAUUGAAAAACGACUCAUGCAAACGAUGGACAUGAUAAUAGUAAAGAAGAAGAGAAUAGCACUAGCAAAGCGUGGAAAUGCUUUGUCCAAUGGUAGUCAGAAUCGAAAUCAACAUGGAUUGUGGGGUAUACUGAGGACUGUCACUAGUUCAGUGAAAGGAUCAUCUGAAAAUAUCAAUCAGCUGAAGCAAGAAGCAGCUGCACUGGAAGAGCUCAGUCGUCAGCUCUUCCUUGAAGCACAUGACACACGUAACAUGAUGGAGCGAGCAGAAUGGGCUAAAACAUGGAGAGGAAAAUACUUUAAUUUCCUCGGCUACUUCUUCUCUCUUUAUUGUCUGUGGAAAAUUUUUAUCUCAACAAUCAAUAUCAUAUUUGACCGUGUUGGAAAAAAAGACCCUGUAACUAGAGGAAUGGAGAUUCUGGUUCACUGGGUUGGGCUGAACAUUGAUGUAACUUUCUGGUCCCAGCAUAUCUCUUUCUUUUUAGUUGGUUGCAUUGUUGUGACAUCCAUCAGAGGUCUUCUCUUAACUCUUACCAAGUUUUUUUAUGCAAUAUCAAGCAGCAAAUCAUCAAAUAUAAUCGUUCUAAUUCUUGCUCAAAUAAUGGGUAUGUAUUUUGUAUCCUCAGUUCUUUUGAUGAGAAUGAACAUGCCACCUGAGUACCGUAUUAUCAUUACCCAGGUCCUGGGAGAGCUUCAGUUCAGCUUUUAUCACCGAUGGUUUGACGUUAUUUUCCUAGUCAGUGCCCUGAGCUCAAUACUUUUUCUAUACCUUGCACACAAACAUGCGCCUGUAGAAGAAAAGCUAAUUGACCAAAGACUCUGAUAAUAUAAGUUCCUGACUGAUUUCCCCAAAGUAAGUUUAACCUCCUCCAUUUUUCUUUGCGUUCUGGUUGUCUGAAACGUGGAGUGAAUGGAAGAUAAAAAAAAGUCGAAGGUAUUGAUUUGGCUUAUUCUCACUUGUUACAAAAACAUUUUAAUCUCACUCUAGAAACUAUAAUUUCUUUUUAGGGGUACGCUUCACUAUACAAAAAUCGUUGCUCUUUAAACUUAAGACUAUUGGAGCCUUGAUCCACAUCUGUCGAGAAAGAGAUGAUGCAACUGAAAACAACCAGUCAAAUCUCCACUUUUCCUCGAGGCACUAUGCAUGAAAUAAUUGCCUCAAAAUAAAAUUGAUAUAGGGAACUGUCGCGUCCUUCUUGCUGAUUUCAGCUCUCACACUGUAUUUGGUCUACUGCCUCCUGAAUUUUAACCAGUUCUUGAGGAUGUCUUCGUUCACCUCAAGAAGUGAUGGUUUGAUGAGGAACUCCAUAACAUUCUGAAUUGCAAAGAGCAAUAGAAAUUCCUUGAUUGGCGAGGAAUUUAGGAGUUGUGGUAAUUAGCACUCGGCUGAAAUUUAGAUUUGAAGCAAUAUGCUAGUACACGACGUCAUGAUAACAUUACUAUCCAACAAAAAUUGUAAUUUCACAUCUACUGACGUAUGAGCAAGUGCUACGCUCCAGCUCUUCUUGUUAUGUAGCUCUCAACUUCACAUUUGUCCUCACUACCUCAACCGCUUUGCGCGUUUUCUCGAUCUUUUCUCGGGUUGGAUAUUCCGUUCAAAACAAGCACUGCUUUGAAGCGUGAUUGACACACCCAUCAUUAUCUUGUCUCUUAGUAUCUCGUUCUGGAGAGUUCUGUAGUCACAAUGAACAAGGAGCCUCUUUAGAUCCGAGCUGAAUUUUUCAAAAGACUUACUCACAUUUUGGCUUCUGUUGUUAAACUUUAGGGGUUCAAUUGCUACAUUUUUUGUGAUUUUGCCCACUCACCAAGCUUUUUGAUCAACUGUUCAGAGUCUUUCGAUUUGUCUAACCCAAGUGCUGUAAUUCUUUGUGGUCCUUUCUUGUAGGGAUCUUAAGGGUGGACUUCCUUAAGAACUCUUUCCACUGAGGAUGUUCAAAUUUUCUGUGAGAGGUGGCUGUUGUGUAAAUUCCUAGAUAAUGAUGGCGAUUUUUUCGAAGAAAUCGAUUUCGGGAAAUCGAUUUGAUUCCAAAAAAAUCGAUUCCAUUUUCAAUCAGAUAAAAAAAUUUAAAAACAAAAACACAAGUAUUACCUCUGUUCUUGGAUAAUUCUUUAUCGAGUAAAGUUUGGUAUAAACUUUUGUGGUGAUUUUAAAAAAGUUGGUAAAGAUUGCUAGUGUCAUAACUUGUUUUCACAAUUUUUGAACACCGCCUACACUUUUUUGAGUUUUUCUCGACAUUAUCAGCAGGUUGAAACUCGCUGUAAAUGAAAGCAUAAAACACUUUUGGCCUUCUAGGGAAGUCGGUUUUUCGCCUGCCCACGUUAACAUUUAUUUACAUAACUACUAUGUAACUGAACUAUAUGAACCAAUUACACAAUAAGGCACACAAUUGAAAAUAGCACGAUAAUGGCACUAAAAAAUGGCAUUUAUUUGAAAAGGUUAUGGUUAAUUGUAGAAUUAAUAAAUUCACGAGUACAUGCAAGCACUUAGCAGCUUGUAGAGAAUCAUAGGAAAUGAAGAGUAGUUGGGAACCAAUCAAGGGAGGAAAUUUUGAUUUUUUUUAAAUCCGAUAACCCACUUUACUUUAUUACUUCUGCUACCUCCUGUUUUUGGGAAAUUUUUUUUAAAGUACUGUCUGCUUAGAAUUACAAAUACUCCAAAAAAAUAUUUUCUUUUCAACAUCGGCUAUUUUCUUGAGCAUUUACUUUCUAUGACGUUUUAAAUAACUCCGGUCUACAACUUUAGAUUUGUCCGUUGCGUUAAUUAAUUUAGCAUCUACUAAAGUUGUCGUGACAAUCAUAGCAGCAGCUCUAGUGGGCACACCAGUUCUCGCAAGAAUUUCAGUCACUGUUGGUAAUUGCAAACGCAUUUGCCCGGAUAAUGAUUUGCACACAUUAGAAUUGAUAUCGAUUUUUUCCUGACGAAGCAUGUCAACUACUGAACUGAUCGAGUUAUCAUCAUCUGUUGAAAAUCCUUGAUGAGACGUUUGUGAGAGCGGUUCUUCAUCUGAAACCUGAAUUUCUGGAUCGGGUUCCUUAUCAAUUUCAGAGUUCCUUGCUUCCAGACUCCUCUGCGAUGAUGCUCUUCUUGCUCUUUUCAACAAAACCCCUGUCUCCUUGAUAUCAACGCCACUGAUUUCCAAAAGCCGCUUAAUCUGUUGUGGCGUAAAGUGGUAAGGGCUCGGACUCCAGGGGCGCUGCCACUGAGGGACCUGGUGUCGUUGGUGAUUCUGCUGUUAACGGUGUAGCAGUGUGUUCCGGAAUCGGGGGUGGGGAGAAUGGCGGAGUCUGUAUGGCCGGUGGAAGUCCAUUGGAAGGUGGCGGAGGUGCGCUGACGGGCGAAUGUAGUGGAGAUAACAGGUCCAGGUCCGGUAGGUCCAAGCCUAGUUCGAGGAACAACUCGGAUGGUGAUUUUCGUUUCCUGGAGGUGUCAGAUGUUGGUUGUGUGGUAGUAGUCCUGGCCGGGGGGUGUGUGGUGCCAGGUAGCAUGGAAUCCUGUGCGUUGGUUUUCUUUGGAAUUCUCCAUGUGGUUGCUAGUUUUCCAGGGGCUGGUGCAGGCGUUUUGGUCCUAGGAGUGUCCAUUGUAGUCUUGGGGGUAGUCUGCUUGGGUUGUGGGUCCAAGGGUGCAUUAUCGGUUUUUCAGGCUUGCGACUUCCAGGGUUUCGGUUGAAGGGCGCUCGACUGUUUGGAACUGGGGGUGGAUUUUGCGCAUGGUGACUUGGCGCACUGAGCUGCCGGAGUGGUGGAGUUGGAAGUACUUUUUACGGCUUGUGAUUUAGGCAUAACCGCACGAGGUGUGUUGGAUUUUUUGGCGCACUGGACUGGUGGGAUUGUAGAGUUGGAGUUAAUUUUCACGGUGGGCGAUUUAGGCAUAACCGCACUAGGGGUGUUAGAUUUUCUUGCGCACUGAACUGCCCGGGUUGUAGAGUCGGAGUUAGUUUUCACGGCUGGUGAUUUGGGCACAACCACACUGGGGGUGGUGGGUUUUGCGGAUGGUGGCUUAGCGCAGUGGGCUGCCGGAGUUCUAGAGGUGGUGAAGGGUGUUGAGAAAAUUAAUAAAUAGACAUUACACGAUAGACUUAUUCGUUUUCUUUAUUCCACAAAACCAAACUAAACCGAACCGGUACAUUUCACGAUAUCCGACAUCUGACGCCAUUAUUACAUGAGUACAUCAUUCCAAUACAAGUAGAGACUUCUUCACACACAUGAAAUAGGUGCUGCUCUCUAGCGUGAAUCAACAUUAUCAAUACGCCUCCUUAAAUUUAUCUUUUACUCUAAGAAGGUACAAAGAUGAAUUUACAAAUAUUUCAAAUACAAAGAAAAAACUUACAUUUAAAUACAAAUUUGUUACAAAAAAGAUUUCAGUUUAUACGCCUCCUCAAAUUUGUGUUUGAAUUUAUGUUAUUUACUUUUAAUGUGUUGGACUUGUUUAACUUGUUUUUUUUUUAAUUUUCUCUCACUUUAAAUUUAAAUUUCGACGAAAUUUUUCAAAUUUAAUUUUGCCAAGUGGCUUCGUAAAUAAAUCAGCAGUGUUCUCAUCUGAAUCAAUGGGAAGAAUAUCAAUUACACCCUUUUUAUAGUUGUCAUUAAUGAAAUGGUAAUGAAUCUCGAUAUGUUUGGAGUUUUUUGUAAAAUUUCCACGCUGAGCUAUGUCUAGGGCUCCUGAAUUGUCUUCAAACACUUUAAUUGGCAUUUUAAUUUCUAUAUUAAAAAAUUUAAUUAAUUCUUUAACAAAUAAUAAUUCUGAAAUGGCUUCCGACAAAGCAACAUAUUCAGCAAAUGUACUACUUUUAGUAACAAUACUUUGUUUCUUUGUUUUCCAAAAUACUAAAUUUCCAAAAAAAUUGAUGAUAAACCCAGAGGUUAGUGUUGGCUUAGGCAGGACCGCACUAGGGGCGGUGGAUUUCGCGCAUGGUGUUGUAGCGCACUGAACUGCCGGGGGUGUAGAGGUGGAGAAAGUUUUGACAACUUGUGAUUUUGGUAUAAGCGCACUAGGGGUGUUGGAGUUUUUGCACGGUGGUGUAGUGCACUGAACGGCUGGGGGUGUAGGACCGGAGCUGGGCUUCACGGUGUCUGGUUUGGGCAUACUUGCACUAGGGGUGGGUGUGGCUGGUGGAAGAUGCGCACUGAGGGUUGAAGGGGCACUGGGGCCUGGGGUGAUGUUUUUGUUUUUUGGGUUUCUAGGGUCAUCACUAGCGAACUGUACGUCGGAAGAAGACACUGGGGAUGAACCUUCACUGAUGGAGAAUAGCUGAGGUGUCCAAGGUCUGAUCGGUGUUCCUGCCAUUUUUUUGCGAUGUUCUUGAGUGAGGAGCGGUUUUUUGUUUUCGGGGGCCAAGGUCCAGGCAUCUUCAAAUGAAGUUAGGAGCGCGUCCAUCGUGCGGUUGAUAUUGAUCUCGACUGAGAGAAGGAUGCACUUUUCGGCUACGAUGAGCUCAGGGCUGCUUGAGAAGAUGCAAUAACUUUGGCGCUCUUGAGACUGAAGUGCGCCACGCGCUGUGGCAUUAGCGAGAUUUGUAUACCGGGAGGUUCAGAGUUCCUGCGGGAGUAGAUGAAAGCUGGGGCUCUUCGAGGAUUUCAUCUUUCGCUUGUGAACUCACAUGGUGAUCUUGAAUGGCAUACAUACUCUCAGUGAUGCGCGUGGCGUGCUGACGCGCCGCCACACUGUUGAUCGAUUAAAAACGACACCUCUUAUUCAGGAACCUCUGAACCUUGUUUACAAGUACAUUUUUUAAUUUGCUGACAAUUGCAAGUGCAAAUAUUCAUUAAUUUCCGCGAAUUUGUUUUAUAAUCGUCAAUUUUCUUUGUAAGUGACACGCCUGUAUGAGGUUUACACGUACUCGUCUUAAUGUCAUUGUACUUUUGAUGAUACCGUAUGAUCGCAGCUUUAACAGCUCUCUCUGUCACGGCUAGUAGGGAUUAAAGCUCUCCUCCUAAUUUCACACAGUUUUUUCGCGAUGGACGAAGCAAUCAUAUGGAUUAUAGGUUUCCGGCCACAAUUUUCGACUCGUAAAAGUUCACGAGUGUAAAAAAAGAACUUCAUCACCUCCUGGUUUGUUGGCAUCAUUGAACCACUUGAGGGCGCGGAAACACCAAAGAAAGGGCACUCAAUUGUGUUUCUCGUCACUUUCUUCAUCAUUUUCGAAUGUUAACUCAACACUCGCGUAUCAUUCAUCAACGGAUCAACAGCCUAAUCAACUAAACCGACUCAAUCAACUAACAACUUAAUCAAAUUGCACAAUAAUUCGACGGGCUCGUUCACUCGAUGUUUGUUGUUCAAACGAUAAGGCAAAACUAAAUCUUGUGACUGAAUACAAGACAAGCGUAGGAACUUCAAAUUUUGGGAUGAGUUUUCACCCUCAGUUGGCAGCCAAUCAGGUGAUAGCAUUCAUCUAGGAAUGACCGAGGUCAGGCGGUGGGUUGUCAAGCUGAAGCGAAUGAGUCUUACGCCGGCGUUAAAACCCGCCCUCGCGCUGACUUCAACGUCAUGCAUUGCGUGCAUCCUCGUGCCCAGCUCCAAAUAGUAUUUCAGCAGCUAAGAACUGUUAAAUUGGUCCGGAGAAAUGAGAACAAAUUAACUAUUUUUGCAAUUGCCUUAAUCCUAGGAUCCUUAAUCCUCCAAGGAAAUUGAAAAAAUAGGCUGAACUCUCCACACUUCAAGCUUUCUUUGUUGAGGAAAGUAUAAAAAUAGGUGAUCUUUAAGGUGAACAUCAGAAUGUUGAAGGAAAGGGUUUGAUUCAUGGAGAAAUCAGUUCUAACCACGAUCAUACAUUCAUUCCCCUCCCUUAUGCGCCCAAUCAGUGGCUAACGGGAGGUAUUCAGCCGCGCGUCGCGCUAGGGGCAAGCGUAGGCGCCGCGUCCUGCAGCGUCGCUGUUUUUUUAUGAUUCGCUCGCCGGUUACUCAUUUAACCACUUAAAAUACGGCAAAAUGCGUAAAAUUAUUGCUCCAAAUGCCAGUAACUCGGGAAAAUCUACGGAAAACUACCUUUUUUCGUCCUUUUAAAUGCAUUUUUAAAAUUUACGCCUAAAUCGCGACGGCGGAGGGGUCUAAAGUUGACUUAGGCGCUUCAAAUUUUGUGUACGUUAUUCUGACAUGGUAAUACAACUUUUUUUCAACAUGAUUUGUUUCCGGAGAAAAAAGUCAUUUUUCGACCCAGCCUAGCGGAAGAAUCAUUUAAGUCGGAGCGCUUUGAGUGAGAAUAUUUAUUUUUCAAGCUGCAUGUGAUAAAUAUUAUUUUGUCAAAAAUUGUCUUCAUCUUAACUAACCACCUGUUAUGCUGAGAAAACCUUUACAUUCACUUUAUUAAUUGAUGAAAUUAUACCCUCUGAACUGAUUUGAAGUUUCGUCCUUUCACUCUUUUUUUCGACAGAAAGUGGAUUAUUUAACAUAGAUUAGUAACUUAUUAUCGUGUGGCUUAUCAGUCAAAGCAGAAGGGAUUAAGUUUCAAGAGUCAACCUGCAGUAGAGCUCUAAUUGACUUUUAAACUCAUUCACUCAUGCUGUCCGAAAAAUCAGUUUCUUAACUAAUUUUCAAAUGGAGGAUGUUGCAUGUAAUUGAACGAAACAAGUGCUUUGGUGCCUAGGAGUUGCAUUUCAUUUCUCAGGAGACUGAUGUAGUUUUAAGCGUUUUUGUGUUCAUCAAAGUUUUUAGUGUAGAUAAGAUUUAGGAAAAAACAAAGAGCAACCAAUUAGGUCAGAUCUUCAAAACUGCCUCGAUUGCUUAUUUUUUACUGGGAACAUGUAUUUUAUGUUUAAACAUCAUACCCACCCUUUUACGUCUAAGAAACUAAUGAAUGUCAUUCAUAGGAACUUAUUUUCCUCUCUCGUGGUUAUGAAGAACAUGCUUUUCAAUCUACAAAGUUGGUUCUUUUUCUGUCAAAAAUUAAAUGAGAGUUGACAUUUUGAGGCACUGUUUUCAGAAUGAAACUAUUGAAAUUAACUGUUUAUUCGUCUAAGUCAUCUCUCCCUCUCAAGGAAAAAUCAACACAUUCUUAUUGUUGAGUUUAGUAUUGAUUGGACGGAUCAAUACAAUACUGCUUGCUGGGAGGGCCCUCAAUUAUCGUGCAGAAUCAGCAUUGCUAUCCAUUUCAUAGAUAGCUAUUGGGAUCAACAUUAUAAUGCAUGUAAUUGUACAUUUUCCUCUCUUUUUUAACAAUUUAAUAAUUCUUGAGGAGCGUCAUAAUAGCCUGUACCUUUUUAGAAUAAAAGAUGUCUAGAUUUCUUUACCUCUUUUGUCUUAAAAUGUAUUUAAAAAUUGACUGUAAUUCGAUUGAAUUAUUAUAAUUUUUGUUAAAUAAUCAUUAUAGAGGUGCAUAUUUGCACUACAGAAGCCAUUCUGCUCCUAUCAGCAAGAUCAGAUUAAUUUCUUUCUUUUUCUUUUUUUACAACUACAACGUUAUUUUCGAUUUCUUAUCAACCAUUGCAUUUGGUUAAGAAUGUAUCGUUUCUGUGAUAAAAAAUUAGUUGUAGUUUUGUUUUGUUACAAACAGAGAUUGGGACAUAAGUAAGAAAGAUAUCCCAGUCGAAGGUUGCCAGUAAAUGUAUAAUUAGUACUUUGGGGUUUUUUUGCUUUCUGUCAUGACGCAAAAUUAUAUUAGUGGUUAAAUAUCUUGAAAUUUUUCCUGUGCAAAAGAAUCUAUAAUUUUGAAGGUUGAGUAGAUUGGUUCAAAUAUAGAGUUUUAGAAUAGUUUUGCUCUAGAAUUCUAAAUUUUGUCGCGGCUAGAUGCUGUUAUGUUCAGGGAGGAGAGACACUAAGUGAAAGGGAAAAUUCCUGGAAGUUUCUUUUUACCCCUCAAAACGUUAGUAAGUUGUGUGUCUCAAGUCACUGAAUCCUUACCUCCUGAAGAAGAAAAUUUCAGUCUACCAUACCUUAGAACUAACCUGAGAAAGUUCAUUGAGUUGCUACUAGUCAAGACUGAUUCUAAGGCAAAUUUUAAAUUCACUAUUUUCAUGGGAAAUGUUUUCUCCUGCUACAGACAAGCCUUAAUUUCAUAGCCACUCUAUUUUUCUCCUUUCAGCUCCUCUAAUGACUCAAGUUAGUCAAUUUUAACUGAUUUCAUUUUUAUCUUCGAGGAAAGCAAAAAAAAAUUCAUUAGUCUUGGAAUGAUUUCCUACUCUCUUGUAUAAGUGAAAUAAUUUAAUAUUGCACUUCUUCAAAAUUAUUGAUUCUCUUGUAUACCUCUAGUUAGGCACCUGUGUUUUUUUUUAUUUUUAAUUUGUGGACAAAUCUUUGUUUAAUUGUGGCUGUAAAUUGUACCGACUGUUGAUAAAGUGUUUUCACAUUGUAUAAAUAAAAUAUUAUUUUUACAAAACAGAA
Molecule: messenger RNA, 10092 nt
Organism: Bemisia tabaci
Lineage: Eukaryota; Metazoa; Arthropoda; Insecta; Hemiptera; Aleyrodidae
Gene: GPHR
Product: Golgi pH regulator
Biological process (GO): intracellular pH reduction
Cellular component (GO): Golgi cisterna membrane
Molecular function (GO): voltage-gated monoatomic anion channel activity
Source: RefSeq, a predicted model, not a curated record